Molecule: messenger RNA, 3996 nt
Organism: Cynocephalus volans (Philippine flying lemur)
Lineage: Eukaryota; Metazoa; Chordata; Mammalia; Dermoptera; Cynocephalidae
Gene: MTMR1
Product: myotubularin related protein 1
Exons: 18
Coding region: 147-2237 (696 amino acids)
Biological process (GO): phosphatidylinositol dephosphorylation
Cellular component (GO): membrane; cytoplasm
Molecular function (GO): phosphatidylinositol-3,5-bisphosphate 3-phosphatase activity; phosphatidylinositol-3-phosphate phosphatase activity
Source: RefSeq, a predicted model, not a curated record
CGCCUGAGGAGGAGGAGGAGGAGGAGGCGGCGGGCGGGAGGGCGGCAGCGCCGGGCGGCGGGAGGCGCGUGGAAGAACCUUCCCGGCCGCCGCUCCCCUCCCGAUUGCGGCGUCCCGGCGGCGGCGGCGGCGGGGCUCGGCGCGCCAUGGACAGGCCGGCGGCGGGCUGCGAGGGCGGCGGGGGCCCGGGCCCGGGGCCGACGGGCGGUAGGAGGCCCGCUCGAGCCGUGGGGGGCGCCGUCGGCGGCUCCCGGCAACCCAGCGUGGAGGCCCUGGACAGUCCUACAGGAUCACAUGUUGAAUGGUGUAAACAGCUUAUAGCUGCUACAAUUUCUAGUCAGAUUUCAGGUUCAGUGACAUCAGAAAAUGUAUCCAGAGAUUACAAGGUUUUCAGGAGGCCUGAUAUAAGGAAUAUUCAUAAAGCAAGACAAAGAUUGGAGAUUCAGGAAGAGCACAAUGGCUACCCUUCUGAAGCUGAAGCUGAUCAGGUGGCUCUACGGGAUGGAAAUAAGCUGGCACAGAUGGAAGAAGCGCCACUUUUUCCAGGAGAAUCAAUUAAAGCCAUUGUGAAAGAUGUCAUGUAUAUCUGCCCAUUUUUGGGAGCAGUGAGUGGAACCCUUACAGUGACGGACUUUAAGAUGUACUUCAAAAAUGUAGAGAGGGACCCGCAUUUCAUCCUUGAUGUUCCCCUUGGAGUGAUCAGUAGAGUUGAGAAGAUUGGAGCACAAAGCCAAGCAGACAAUUCUUGUGGUAUAGAGAUCGUGUGCAAGGAUAUGAGGAACUUGCGACUUGCUUAUAAACAGGAAGAACAGAGUAAACUAGGGAUAUUUGAAAACCUCAACAAACACGCAUUUCCUCUUUCUCAUGGGCAGGCACUAUUUGCAUUCAACUAUAAAGAAAAAUUUCCAAUUAAUGGCUGGAAAGUUUAUGAUCCAGUAUCUGAAUAUAAAAGACAGGGCUUGCCAAAUGAGAGUUGGAAAAUAUCCAAAAUAAACAGUAAUUAUGAGUUCUGUGACACCUACCCUGCCAUCAUUGUUGUGCCAACUAGUGUAAAAGAUGAUGACCUUUCAAAAGUGGCAGCUUUUCGAGCAAAAGGCAGAGUUCCUGUGUUGUCAUGGAUUCAUCCAGAAAGUCAGGCAACGAUUACCCGUUGCAGCCAGCCACUCGUGGGUCCCAAUGAUAAACGCUGCAAAGAGGAUGAAAAAUACUUGCAAACAAUAAUGGAUGCUAAUGCACAAUCACACAAACUUGUCAUCUUUGACGCCCGACAAAACAGUGUUGCUGAUACCAACAAGGCAAAGGGUGGAGGAUAUGAAAGUGAAAGUGCUUACCCAAACGCAGAACUCGUGUUCUUGGAGAUCCACAACAUUCACGUGAUGAGAGAGUCACUGCGGAAAUUAAAAGAGAUUGUGUAUCCUUCAAUCGAUGAGGCACGGUGGCUAUCCAAUGUGGAUGGGACACAUUGGCUGGAAUAUAUAAGGAUGCUUCUUGCUGGGGCAGUAAGAAUUGCUGAUAAAAUCGAAUCUGGGAAAACAUCUGUGGUGGUGCACUGCAGCGAUGGCUGGGACCGAACAACCCAGCUCACGGCUCUAGCUAUGCUCAUGUUGGACAGUUAUUACCGGACCAUUAAAGGAUUUGAAGCACUCAUAGAGAAGGAGUGGAUAAGCUUUGGACACAGGUUUGCACUGCGAGUAGGCCAUGGUAAUGACAACCAUGCAGAUGCUGACAGAUCUCCCAUAUUUCUUCAGUUUAUUGAUUGUGUUUGGCAAAUGACAAGACAGUUUCCUUCAGCGUUCGAAUUUAAUGAAUUAUUCUUGAUUACAAUUUUGGAUCACCUUUAUAGCUGUCUCUUUGGGACCUUUUUGUGCAACUGUGAACAACAGCGAUUGAAAGAGGAUAUAUAUACAAAGACUAUAUCUUUAUGGUCUUAUAUCAAUAGCCAGCAGGAUGAGUUUUCUAAUCCCUUCUUUGUGAAUUAUGAAAACCACGUGUUAUAUCCUGUUGCUAGCCUGAGUCAUUUGGAAUUAUGGGUAAACUACUAUGUACGAUGGAAUCCACGGAUGAGACCUCAGAUGCCAAUUCACCAGAAUCUCAAGGAGCUGCUGGCCGUCAGGGCGGAGCUGCAGAAGCGGGUGGAGGACCUGCAGCGGGAGGUGGCCGCGCGCACCCUCUCCUCCCCCUCGGAGCGGGGCUCCUCACCAUCCCACUCGGCCACUCCUGUCCACACGUCGGUCUGACCGGCAAGGCCGGCCGUCUCGGGCCCCCCUGCUGCUCCGCUGUCUCCUCAGCAGCUCAGGAAAGGGACCUGGCAGUCACUCUUAUGGCUGUAGCUUGUGCUCUUGUCUUUUAGGAUUGGGCCUCGGGACCAUUUAUGUGGCUAGGUGACAGCUCCCAUUUCGGCAAGUGCUUUUUGUCUUGUGAACAGCCUGUUAUGCUCCUGUCAGUGGUUUCACAGGGGCACUUUUUGUCCUGUCCCACUGUGGACUGACUCCCUGUCGUCCUCCCGCUGGAGAACGCCUCACACCUUCUGUCCCGGUGAGUCCUCCAUGCGCACCACACAGCGUUCGCCGAGAGACCACAGCGCCAGCCGCAGCGCUGCGCUCAGCUCCGUGCCGCAACUCAAACUCUUUUUAAGUGAGAUAGUUGGGGGGAAGACAGACCGUUGCCAUCUAUUCUACAGUUAUCUUCAUGCAAGGGGGCUUCCUGUACCAAUUACUGUUGUGUACAUAUAAGGUAUUUUUACAAAAGAGAAACAUGCCUUUAUUUUCCUAUGUCCUUUUUUAUGUUUAGAAUAGUCACCUGAGGAGGUAUCUGCUUAACUGUACUGUGUGAGAAAUUCUUUUCCAACAAACCUCAUGCUAACUCUUACAUGGUACAUUUGAACCCAGAUUUGAAUGUGGUCAUUUCAGUGGCAAUGCGCUGUGGCCGCGCCUAAUGCUGGCACUUGCCUCCUGAGGUGGCCUGGUCCGCUGAGGCGGGGAGCAGCAGUUCCCCUCGGCACGGCAGGGACUAGGCAUGCUUGGUCCUCCGGCCCUGCUGAGGGUGAACCAAGGCCACAGGCAGCUCUGCGCAGGGGCUGGCCUGCCUGCUGUUCCCGCCUCUUUAGAUGCCAGCUGUUUGUAUCAGAGCAGGUCUGCUUUCACCCAUUGUAGGCCCUGUACCAAGUAACCUCUCAUCUUACCCUGCUCCCAUCAACUCAGUUCACUCACAUAGCCGCUGCGCUGUGGCCUCGCCGCCUGCAUUUGCGCCUUCACUCAGCGACUUGGCGCUGUGCGACUGUCAGUCCUAGCGGGGGUUAAUUUACACUUGGCCGGUUCCAUCCACUAGAGCACUGUCACUCCUAUCUCUGUGUGACAUGCCACAGGAGGAACAUUGCACAUUUGGUCCCUGUGCCAGAAGGCCACCCACCCCCGUGCUGUGCCCACUGCGGCAAGUCACCGGGGCCCCCAUCUGCUGUGGGCGUUCGGCUUGCCUUUAGCGUCAGAAGCAGCCUCAAGCUCACAGGGUCAAACCCAAGUACAUGCAUUGCAGUGUUGUCCGGAUGGCUUCAGACUACUGGAUGCCACCUACAGUCCUACAUGUUUUUGAAAAUAUAUUAAGGUUUUUUAUAGUCAAAUACAUAGAGAAUAGAUGUCUUUUCAACUUGGAACCUUCUGAUUCUUAUAGAAAAUUAUCCUUCCAUAGGAUACCAGAAAUAUUUAUUCAAGUUAAUUUGGUAACCUAAAAUAAUUUUCCACUUUUAUCAUCAGGGGGAUUUGUUUCUAAAUCGUAGUUUAAUUGAUAUUAGCCUUUGAUUUAUGCUCCCAACAUAUCUGAAGGCUUAUUUAUGAAUGGAUAAACUGGAUUCAUUGAUUCACUGAAUGGGGACGUUUUCUAUUUUUUCUCAGAAAUAAUCUCCUGGCUGCACUAAGGGCUAUUAAAGGUAGUGUAAACUGGGUGAUGCUUUUGACAGAACCAGAGAAGCCAAGUGGGCUUAGUGUUGGCAAGAUCAGCUAC